Messenger RNA from Rotaria socialis, 1017 nucleotides. Lineage: Eukaryota; Metazoa; Rotifera; Eurotatoria; Philodinida; Philodinidae. The record is from the annotation of a GenBank genome assembly.
AUGAAUAAUAGCAAUUCAGUACGUCGUUUUUCACCUUCCAAACAACAACAGCAACAUCUUAAUGACUCCACAACAGCAAUGAGAUGGAUUCAAAAGCCUCUGGUUGCUGUACGAAGUCUUCAAUCCACAACACAAGAAAUUUCGUUAUUAAAACUGAUUUUCGAUGGCUUUUCAAUUUUACUAGUAUUUUCGCCAUGGUUAAUUUUUAAAUAUUUGGUAAAACCAAUUCGACGAUCUUUUCUCUGUUCGGAUUUAAAUUUAUAUCAUCCAAAACCAAUAAAAACAGCUGUUCCCACAUGGCUUCUUGUUAUAUAUGCUGUUGUUAUACCAGUGAUUAUUAUACUCUGCUCGGAAGGUGUACGUUGGUACUAUUUAGUUCGUAAGAGAGCAGCACCUAUGAUUUAUAAAAUUCAAAUUCGUUCGACCAUUUAUAAUAUCUCACAAUGGACAGGAAAUCUUUAUAUUAGUCUUGUCGUCUUUGCAUUUGCUCACGGUGUUAAUUCCUUUUUAACAAAUGUUGGCAAAGUUUCUGUUGGUCGUCUUCGUCCACAUUUUAUUCCAUCAUGUUUCAAUAAAUUUAGUUAUACAGAUUUUUGUAACGAUCCUAACCAAUGGAUUUCUAAUUAUACGUGUAUCGGAGAAUCAAGUACUGUUCUUAAAGAAAAAGAUGGAGCUUAUGAUAUUCGACAAUCGUUUCCAUCAGGCCAUGCAUCAACAGCAUUUUGCGGUUUAAUGUUUUUGGCUCUUUAUAUUCAUAAAAUUUGGAGAUAUCGCAAUAUUGGUUUAUUCCCAUAUGUUUUGGAAAUGGGCUGCUUUGCUUUAGCUGCAUAUAUUAGUAUUACACGUGUGACGGAUCAUCGACAUCAUCCUACAGAUGUUCUCAGUGGAGCUAUUUUAGGAAGUGUUAUUGCAAUUAUUGCUUUUCACUAUAUGAUUAAGUCAUUUAAACAAUCAAUUUUAUCACAAGUUGGUGAUGGGCAAAGAAAUAAAGCAGUAGAGAAUGAUAACAUGCUAUGA